Messenger RNA from Brassicogethes aeneus, 1012 nucleotides. The record is from the annotation of a GenBank genome assembly. NCBI's taxonomy places the organism in Eukaryota, Metazoa, Arthropoda, Insecta, Coleoptera, Nitidulidae.
AUGUUGAAGCAGAACCAAAUUGUAUCGGAUUUGCGUAUAUUCGGGCAAAAUGCUGAAGCACUAGCGUUUGAUUUGAACUUCAUGGAUACAAAAUGUAGGGUACAAGCCUAUGAAUACGAUGAUUGCAAUAUUAAGAGGGCCAUAAGAGGUGCAGAUGUUAUUGUAAUGCUUGGGGAAGCUCUGAAUAACCCCUAUAUGAGUAUAAAUGAAUUCGUGAAGGCUGAGGGGGAAAGAGUUGUGGAGUAUGCUAGAGCCUGCACCAAAUACGCCCCCAAAUCCAUCUUGGUGGUCGCCUGUAAGGCCUGUAUCCGUCUGCAUGCCUAUAGUUUGAGGAGGUUUUUCAAGAAAACAGCUUGGUAUAAUCCCGCUAGAAUCAUUGGAUCAGCAGAUAAAAUCAAACAUUUUGGUGUCGAAGAACACCCACAUGGACCCCCAACUGGUCAACGUGCCCCUUUUGGGGGGCCCCGACCGUCGAAACAUCGGUUCCUUUGUUUUCCAGGGCCACCCCUGCCGGUAUACCCGCUGAAUCAGACGCCGCAGCUGAUGGCCAAGUUUCGCGGGAUCAAGUUGGCGGAGUUCCCGAAAAAAUUGAAAAAAAGACGAUUACUUCGAAAUUUCUGCCGUAGGGGGAGGCCAUGGGGGUUGCACAGGCUGGUGACGAGGGUCGCUAUGGGACUUUGCGGAGAUUCGAAAGCUUGCGGAUGCGGAUUUGUGAGGACGAAUCUCGUACCAACGUGCAAGCAUUUGGUGACGACGCUACAAUUUGGAUUGGGGGGCGUAAUCCACAACUUCGGUAUACCGGAACUGAACAGGACCGAAAUGAGGAUGCUGACCAAAGCAAUGCUGGACAUAAAAAAUCGCGAAAAUAUGGCGAAGGAUUACGUCAAAUUCAUCGACAGUGGGGAAGAGUGCGACGAACCGCUGUUCAGCAAGAAUCAGGCCUUGAUAGAGGCCGCGAUAAAUAAAAAAAUUGUAAAACCGUUGAUUUUGGACGAAUAAAAGUUGUCAUUUU